GAGCUGGCUCUGCCGACUCAGUAAUAACACCACAGAAGAAGAAGAAGCUAAUCUGCGUCGUUAGCAAGUCGAAGAUAAAAAAUCAGAAAAACGUUAAUAGCUAACAGAGUUAGAAGCUGCUGUGAUAACAGGUGAUUUAAGAAGAUGUCAGCUGAUACCAAGAUUGCAGAGCUGCUCACAGAGCUCCAUCAGCUCAUCAAACAGACACAGGAGGAGAGGUCCCGCAGUGAACACAACCUGCUCAACAUUCAGAAAACACACGAGAGGAUGCAGACAGAAAAUAAAACCUCCCCGUAUUAUCGCACCAAGCUAAGAGGUCUGUACACCACGGCUAAAGCAGAUGCUGAAGCAGAGUGCGGCAUCCUGCGUCACGCUCUGGAUAAAAUCGCAGAGAUCAAGUCGUUGUUGGAGGAGAGGAGAAUAGCUGCUAAGAUGGCAGGAGUUUACGGUGACAGCGACCCUCCCAGAAAGACGAUGAGGCGAGGCGUCCUGAUGACGCUCCUUCAGCAGUCGGCCAUGACGCUCCCUCUGUGGAUUGGCAAACCCGGGGAGAGCCCGCCUCCUCUCUGCGGUGCGACUCCAGCCAGCAGCGACUACGUGGCCAAACAGGGCGACAAGGUGGCAGCGAGGGUGAAGGCUGUGGACGGAGACGAGCAGUGGAUCCUGGCCGAGGUGGUCAGCUACAACCACUCCACCAACAAGUAUGAAGUUGACGAUAUUGAUGAAGAAGGCAAAGAGAGACACACCCUGAGCAGACGGCGCAUCAUCCCUCUGCCUCAGUGGAAGGCCAACCCAGAGACGGACCCUGAAGCCCUGUUCAGCAAGGACCAGCUGGUGUUGGCCCUCUACCCCCAGACCACCUGCUUCUACAGGGCCCUCAUCCACACACCCCCACACAGGCCUCAGGACGAUUACUCGGUGCUGUUCGAGGACACGUCAUACGCCGACGGUUACUCUCCUCCGCUCAACGUGGCUCAGCGGUACGUGGUCGCCUGCAAAGAGAACAAGAAGAAGUGACAGACGUCUGAAUGACGAUGACGCACAGAGGGAGCCAGCUUUGGAUCAUUCGAUUUUUGUACGGCUCUGAUUUCCAUGUUAGUGUGAAAAUAUGAUCCAAAUCUGCUCCUCAGUAACACAACGUGUGUGUCAGAACAUUUGGAGUAGAGCAGAUAAUCAGCACCGAGACGCAGAGGAGAGGCAGAAUGAACUUCAGACCUCAACAUCUCAUGAAGAGGAACAACAUCUGUGAUCUAAAUCCAAACAUUUGAAUACAUCUGGGAUAAAAACAAACUCAGACAAAUUCACAACAGUGUUUAGGACACAAAACCCAGCCCCUCAUUCAGACACAACUCUGUUUAUUUAUAUACAAAUACUAACAUCUGUCCUUUUUUGUGUUUGUGAGACACUCUUAUGAUUCCAUAUAUUAGAAAAACAUUGAUUUAAAGUCUUACCAAACUUCUCUAACAGCUAUUAAACCAUUGGAAACACUUUAAAGUCACAUUUUGAUCACCUUUCAACAGCACAUGUAUAAAUGAUGUCAUUCCCUGUAUGUUAGUGUCCUGUGUGGAUUUUGUUGUAAAUUGUGUCACACAUGUUUCUCUGUAAAACUGUAUUAGAGCAGCACCAAGACCCUGAUGGCAGCUCAUUGGUUGUUGAGCCUGAACUGUGCUUUCUGCAUGUAAAGUGUUAAUGAUGAUUAAAAGACUAUUUUCUAUG
Molecule: messenger RNA, 1716 nt
Organism: Notolabrus celidotus (New Zealand spotty)
Lineage: Eukaryota; Metazoa; Chordata; Actinopteri; Labriformes; Labridae
Gene: sgf29
Product: SAGA complex associated factor 29
Exons: 10
Coding region: 145-1017 (290 amino acids)
Cellular component (GO): SAGA complex
Source: RefSeq, a predicted model, not a curated record